Stylonychia lemnae is the source of this 1548-nucleotide messenger RNA. The record is from the annotation of a GenBank genome assembly. Lineage: Eukaryota; Ciliophora; Spirotrichea; Sporadotrichida; Oxytrichidae.
AUGCCCCAAUCAUAGUAUUCAAAUUAAUCAAAGAUUUCUAAGCAAUCAAAGAAAUCAGGUGUUUCUAAGCCAUCAUAUGUUGAUGAGUCACUUUUCGGUAAUAAUAAAAAGAAAGCAGGAAGCAAAGCAGGGGAAACCCAAGCUGCCCCAGUGGUUGACAAGGACGAACUAAGAGAUAUCAGAAAGAAAACUGAAAAGGGACAAAAAUCUGAUGCAAUCGUUAUUACUCAGAACGAGUUGGAGCGUAUGAAGGCUUCUACUAAGAUCUAGACCAAGGAAUAAGAGUCACAACACCGCAAAAUCCUUGAAGAACAAAAAGACUAAUAGAUGGCUGAAGCAAAGGCAAGAAAACAACGUAUGCUUGAAAUGGACAGAGAGCGUGCUAACAAAAUUCCACCAACUGAGUAUCAACAAAUCACCAAGGAGAAAAAUGAAACUCUUCUUACCAAAGCUCAGUAAAUGCUAGAUGAGGAGCAUGAUGAUGUCAAGCACAUGAACUAGAUGAUGCUUUACUCUAAAGUAGUAACAAUCAGAGAUAGAUAAAAGGAGGAGUAAAAGAGAUUAGAGGAAGAGUGGAUUGAAGAGCAAAAGAGACUUGACCUUAUGAUGGAAAUUGAAAGAUUGAAGUCUCUCUAACUCUAGGAAGAAAGAGAGUCAAAGAGAAAGGAUGCCCAAAAGCAAGGAUCUCUAGUCAUCAUUGAUCAAAUUAAAGAAAGAGAAAUGGAAAGAAUAAAGGAAUAAGAGAUGAGAGAACGUGAAAUGCAACAAAUGUUGAGAUAAAUUGAGGCCUUAAAAUCAGAGGAAGUCAGAUAAGCAAUGGAAAAGAAGGAUAGAGUUAAUAAACUCAUGUCAGAGGUCGAAGAUGCUAACAAAAAAGCUAUUCAUGUAAAAGAAGAAAAGAAAGUUGAGGAAAAGUAAUUGGAAAUGAAGAUUGUUGAUUAUAACCGUCAAAAGGCACUUAGAGAGGAGGAAUAACUCGCUGAGGCUAGACGCAUUAAGGAGGAAAAGGAAAAAGAAGUUCAAAGACUUAGAGAAUUACAAGAGAAAGCCUAGGACAGACAAGCCGAAAUCGACGCCCUAAGAGCCAAGAGAGCUUUCGAAGAAAGUGAGAGAAUCGCUAGAGAGAAAGAGAGAAAGGAACUUGAACACAAGUAGAAGGUAUUGAGAGAGCUCGAGGAAGCUAGACAACAGCAAUUCUUAGACAGAGAGAGAAGAUUAGCUGAGCAAGCUAAGUAAGAAAGAGAUGAAUUCAUGAGAAUCAUUCAGAAGCAAAAGGAAGUUGAAGAAUAGGAGAGAAGAAUUGAGGAGGAGAAGAAGGAAGUACUUAAGAAGCACUCUCAACAGCUUAGAUCUCAAAUUCAAACCAAUGAUGAGAAGGGCAAGCAAGAUAGACUUGACUACUUAGAGGAAGGUAGAAAGGUCAGAUAAAAGAUCGAGGAUGAGAAAAGAAAAAUUGAAGCAAUAAAGCAGAAGAAACUCGAGGCGCUAAAUAAUCUUGAGAUUCCUGAAAAGUACAAAGCUGAAUUAGCCAAGAAGAAGAUUUUGUGA